AUGUCUUUGGAGGCCAUCAAGUUCGAUUCGCAGAGGGUGACGUUGGAGAUUUUGAACCAGCUGUUGGUCCCGUACGAUACACAGUAUCUGUCGGUCGGCAGCAUGGCGCCAUGUGACGCGGACACGUCGUUUUCUGGGUACGAGGCCAUCAAAGGCAUGUACACCAGAGGAGCGCCGGCCAUCAUGCUUGUGGGGUGUUUUUCUGUGGUUGUGGAGCUGGACAGGGUGAUCAACAAGAACGACAAUCCAUUUGGAUACAAUAAGGACGAUUUGGCAGAGUUUAAGGCCCAAUUGGAGAAGAGAAUUGACCUUCUUGUUGAAUCCAGACCAACGGCCGUCAACCUGCUCAAUGGCUGCAACGAGAUGAAAAAAAUCAUCCAGGACAAACAGAGUUUGAAAGAGUUGUACUCGGGCCUGUUUGACUUCACCGUCAAGCUGUACAAAGACGAUUUGGAGUCGAACUAUUCCAUAGGAGCGAACGGGGUGAAAUACAUCUACCAGGAGCUGGAGAAAGAAGGAUUUACGGGCGAGUUUUCCGUCAUGACCAUCUGCAACACGGGCUCGCUGGCAACCUCUGGCUACGGAACUGCUCUGGGAAUUAUCCGGGCAUUGCACCAAGAGGCCAGGUCCAACUCGACCAGAAUGAGCCAUGUGUACGCAUGCGAAACUAGACCGUAUAACCAGGGCUCAAGAUUGACCGCGUACGAGCUGCAAUACGAAAAGAUCCCCUUCACGCUCAUCACAGACAAUAUGGUGUCGUUUUUGGUGGACUCGCUGGCACGCCAGAAAACCAACAGAUCGCUGCCAAGCACGGCUCCAAUAAAAUUUAUUAUCGUGGGAGCAGACAGAAUAGUGAAGAAUGGCGACCUUGCCAAUAAAAUUGGCACUUUCCAGCUCUCGCUGAUCGCGUCGCUGUACCCAUCGAUCAAGUUCGUCGGGGCGGCGCCUACAACGACGAUCGACUUCACCAGAAACACUGGAGACGAGAUCGUUAUUGAGCAACGGCCGAAGAGAGAGCUCACGGAAAUUAUGGGAGCAGCAGUCGACAAGGACGGCUCUUUUGUCCAGGGAGAAAACGGUGUUCAGCUACAGAAAGUCAGAAUGGCGCCGGCCGGCAUAGACGUGUGGAACCCAUCUUUUGACGUGACGCCGCACGAAAACAUCGACUGUAUCGUGACGGAGAAAAAAUAUUUCUUGAAAAAAGACGGGGUGUUCAAUCUCGAAUAA
This is a messenger RNA of Ogataea parapolymorpha DL-1, 1227 nucleotides long. Its product is annotated as Methylthioribose-1-phosphate isomerase. NCBI's taxonomy places the organism in Eukaryota, Fungi, Ascomycota, Pichiomycetes, Pichiales, Pichiaceae. Gene Ontology annotation, molecular function: S-methyl-5-thioribose-1-phosphate isomerase activity. The record is from RefSeq and is a predicted model, not a curated record. The transcript has a single exon. The coding region runs from base 1 to 1227 and encodes 408 amino acids.